Messenger RNA from Arabis nemorensis, 210 nucleotides. Lineage: Eukaryota; Viridiplantae; Streptophyta; Magnoliopsida; Brassicales; Brassicaceae. The record is from the annotation of a GenBank genome assembly.
AUGUCGUCGACGUGGGAGAUGGGACUAAUGGAAACUGCUAAAGAAGAACUCGAAAUUCUUCAGACCCAAUAUCCAAACCGUUUCGCUUACCUCAAAUCUGAUCUCAACUCUUUCAUCUCUCGUCUCCGUGAAGAUCAUGCGCCGCCGCCACGUGUCUCCUCCGACGUCGUCCUCACUCAAGAAAUCUUGAAAAAGAUAAAGCAAUCUUGA